AUGAUGGUAGACGGAAUUAUGAAGAAAUAUCCUGAAGAUAUGCUCAUUCAUAUCCUUUUGAGACUUCCACUGAAAUUUAUCUUGCGAUUCAAAAGUGUCUCCAAAACUCUUUACACUCUCAUACAAUCUUCAUCUUUCAUCAAUAUUCAUUACAACCACACAUUAAAUUCGACAUAUGAUAACAUUCUCCUAAAGCGCUCCUUCAAAGAAGACAUUGAAAGAUAUAAAGCUGUUUUUUCUUUUAUUCCUAAUGACGAUGAAGAUAAUUUAAAUACCGUUUAUCCAGAUCUAGAUGUUCCUUAUACGUCAAGUAUUUCUAGUGUUAAAAGUGAUAAGCUCAUCAAUUCUAGCCAUGGUUUAAUUGCUUUGAUGGAACCACGAACCACCAUCGUGUUCAAUACAUCAACUAGAAAUUAUAAACGACUCCCUCCUAGCCAUUUUCAAAUUUCGAAGGGAGAAUAUCAAUCGUUUGAAAGUGGUGGAUUUGGUUACGAUUCAGUUGUUAAUGAUUUCAAGGUUUUUAGAAUAUCUGAAGUUUUCAAGGAAGAUGGUUUCGGACACAUUAACGAUGGAGAGAAAAGGGUUGAGGUAUAUGAAUUGGGUAUUGAUAUUUGGAGAAAAUUGGAUCAUGUGGAUCAACAAUUGCCCAAAUUAUUUUGGUUGAAUUCUUCAAUGUCUUAUAAGGGUUGUUACCAUUGGAUUGCAUCAUUUGAAGGACAAAAAAUCAUUCUUUGCUUUGACAUGACAACCGAAAUUUUCCGAAAUAUACAAAUGCCAGCAGACACAAGCAAAUUUACAGAGGGCACACUUCAUAGCCUCCUAAUUUUGAAUGAGUCUCUAAGUUUGUUAUGUUACCCUUCAGUUAUUGAUCCAAAUACAGAUUUUAUGGAAAUUUGGAUUAUGAAGGAUUACAAUAUUUAUGAGUCUUGGAUUAAGAAGUACACAAUAAUUGGUGUUCCUACUGAAAACCCAUUAGUAAUGUGGAAAGAUUUUGUAUUGCUUUUUCAAAGCAAAAGUGGAUAUUUGAUGUCAUAUGAUCUUAAACAUGAUGCAAUCAAGGAAUUGAAUAUACAGGGCUGUCCAAAAUCAAUGAGAGUUGUAAUUUACAAAGAAUUCUUGACUCCCAUUCAAAGAGAAAGCUAAAUUGGUGAACAGGUUCAAAACUGUUAGACAAGUUUUUCCUCUUUUUCCCCACCUGAUACAGAGGUGGAGUUAGGUGGGGGUUCAUGGGUUCGGACGAAUCCAUUAGCUUUUUCGUAGACUCUAUAUUUGUAUUAGAAAAAUUAA
Molecule: messenger RNA, 1287 nt
Organism: Solanum tuberosum (potato)
Lineage: Eukaryota; Viridiplantae; Streptophyta; Magnoliopsida; Solanales; Solanaceae
Product: F-box protein CPR30-like
Exons: 1
Coding region: 1-1143 (380 amino acids)
Molecular function (GO): protein binding
Source: RefSeq, a predicted model, not a curated record